AUGAGGAAAGACCACUACAACCUGUUAUCGUUGCUACACAAGCAUCACUGCAAUCGCCGAUCGAUUCAACAAAUCCACGCUCACUUGGUCACCACUGCCGCCAUAAUUCAAACACCACCACCACCGGUCAGUCUCUGGACCACCAUCCUCCACCAUUACUCACUUGGGAAUUCCCCCGAUGAAGCUUUUUUGCUCUAUAAGCACCAUCUCCACCCCACCACCUUGUUUAAUGGCGAUAGUUUCACAUAUGCUUUCUUGAUAAAAUCCUGUGCUAAUUCACAUCUACCCAUGUCGGGUUCACAACUCCAUUCUCUCACAUUCAAAUUCGGGUUUGAGAGUCAUGUUUACGUCCAAACCGCUUUAGUCAACAUGUAUGUUGUAUGUGGGCAUUUACUCGAAUGUCGCAAAGUGUUCGAUGAAAUGCCUGAAAGAAAUCUAGUCACAUGGAACGUUUUAGUAACAGGUUUAGCAAAACUUGGUGAAAUUGUGCUAGCGCGAUCUUUCUUUGAUAUAAUGCCUAUUAAGAAUGUUGUUUCUUGGAGUGGUAUGAUAGACGGGUAUACACGAGCAAAUCAACCCAAGGAAGCAGUUUCAUUGUUUAGACACAUGCUUGCACUUAACGAUAAUACAAAGCCAACUGAGAUCACCAUUUUAGCGGUUUACCCUGCGAUUUGGAAUCUUGGGUCUUUGGAGUUAUGUCAAUCGGUUCAUGCUUAUGGAGAAAAAAACGGAUUUUAUAUGAUAGAUAUACGUGUUACGAAUGCUUUAAUUGAUGUGUAUUCAAGGUGUGGAAGUGUGGAGAGUGCUUUGCGAGCUUUUGAAGGCAUAACAAGUGAGAUGAGGAAUUUAGUGUCGUGGACAUCGAUUAUCUCUGUAUUUGCAAUGCAUGGAAUGGCAAAGGAGGCUGUGGAUAGUUUUAAAAGAAUGGAGGAAAUAGGGAUGAAGCCUAAUAGAGUUACUUACUUGAGUAUUCUAAGUGCUUGUAGUCAUGGAGGAUUAGUUGAAGAAGGGUUAGUGUUUUUCAAGAAAAUGGUGGAUGAGUCUGGUAUUGUGCCUGAUAUAAAGCAUUACGGGUGCUUGGUUGACAUGUUGGCGAGAGCAGGGAGGAUUGAAGAAGCAGAGAAAGUGGCUUUGAAGGUGCCUAAAGAUUUGGAUAAUGAUGUGAUUUGGAGGAUGGUUCUUGGGGCAUGUAGCUCCUAUAAUAAUGUUGAGACAGGGAAGAGAGUCACAAGGAGAAUAUUUGAAAAGGAGAGAGGUUACUCUAGUGAUUAUGUGCUUAUGUCAAACAUCUUCUCUAGUGUGGGCGAUUAUGUUGAUUCAGAGAUGGUUAGGAGAAAAAUGGAUCAAAUGGGCGUUUUUUUUGCUUCGUCCGAUGGGAUUAGGGCACAUGAAGGGGAUUCAUGCUCAAAGGCUGAUGAGGAACAUGAGUUAAUUAUGGAGCUCUCUGAAAAAUAUUUGCUCUUGGAAAAAAAGAAGAAAUCAUUAGAAUUCAACGCUUUGACCCUAAUGGAAAAGUCAAAAUCAAAAGAAAAAAGUGUGCCAUCAGUCUACCAAGUCAUGAGGGUAUUGCCAUUUUUUGGAAGGUUGCAGCUUAAAUGGUCGUGGAAUAUGUUAGAUAAAUGUAGUUGAAUUUGGUCCAAUGGGUAUUUUGGGAAAACUUUCCUAAUUUAAGGUUUUGAGUUAGUUUAGGAUUCUAAUUAGUUUAGUAUAAAUAGGGUAUGGUUGUUUGACGUUUUUAAUUAAGUUUUUUCAGUCUUUGUUGAAUAAGAUACUUGGAGCCAAAGUAAUUUUUCCAGAUUUCUUUCCUCCCCUGUUUCAUUCAUGCUCUGUUCAUCUUCUGCACAAUUAACCUGUC
Molecule: messenger RNA, 1855 nt
Organism: Lactuca saligna
Lineage: Eukaryota; Viridiplantae; Streptophyta; Magnoliopsida; Asterales; Asteraceae
Source: the annotation of a GenBank genome assembly